This is a messenger RNA of Colletotrichum phormii, 1020 nucleotides long. RefSeq names its product glycoside hydrolase family 3 C-terminal domain-containing protein. Gene Ontology annotation, molecular function: beta-glucosidase activity. NCBI's taxonomy places the organism in Eukaryota, Fungi, Ascomycota, Sordariomycetes, Glomerellales, Glomerellaceae. The transcript has a single exon. The coding region runs from base 1 to 1020 and encodes 339 amino acids. Gene Ontology annotation, biological process: glucan catabolic process. The record is from RefSeq and is a predicted model, not a curated record.
AUGGGUUCGCUGGCAUAUCUGUCUACGCCACUUCAGCUCUUCAACGAGCGUGCCGCCAAGGAUGGCUUCAUGCUUAGAUGGUGGCUCAAUGAUACCUCCGAGACGUCUUUCAGCGGCAUGCAAGGAUCCGGCACCGAGCUCACCGAGUCCACCACCGGUGUGGCCGAGGACUCGGAUGCCUGUGUUGUCUUCCUCAAUGCCUCGGGCGGCGAGGGCGCCGACCGCACGGAGUUAACCAAUGCUGACCAGGACACGCUCGUGAACACCGUCGCUGAUGUCUGUAACAACACCAUUGUGGUGAUCAACACUGUUGGUCCCCGCUUGGUCGACGCUUGGGUUGAGCACGAGAAUGUCACUGGUGUGCUGUAUGCUGGUGCGCUGGGCCAAGAGUCUGGAAACGCGAUUGACGACGUUCUCUUCGGAGUUGUCAACCCCUCUGGUAGACUCGUUCACACCAUUGCCAAAAAUGAGAGCGACUACAACCCGGACACGAUGAUUAGUGAGACGGAGCUGAACCUGGAUUAUUCGGAUGGCAACUACAUCGACUACAAAUACUUUGACCAGUAUAACAUCACGCCUCGGUACGAGUACGGAUACGGCUUGUCUUACACCACUUUCGACUACUCUUCUGAGGUCAAGACUGAAGCCUCCCCUAAGCUUACCAGCGGUUACGCAACGGGGGACAAGGCAGUCGGUGGCCGCGAGGAUCUCUGGGACAUUGUGGCAACUGUCUCUACUACCAUCAUGAAUACCGGUCCUCUGCAAGGCGCCGAGGUAGCCCAGAUGUACAUCUCUUUCCCCGAAGCAGCUGGAGAGCCAGUCAGGCAAUUGCGUGGGUUCCAGAAGGUCGUGAUCUGUUCUGGAGAGAAAUCUGAGGUGGCUUUCUCGCUGAGAUGGAGGGAUUUGAGUGUCUGGGACGUUGCUGCGCAAGAGUGGAAGGUUGAAAGCGGAGAGCACACGCUUUACGUUGGCUCUAGCAGCAGAAACUUCAAGGCCCAGACUACGUUGAGAGUUGACUAG